CUUGAGUUUGAGUUGAUGUGUCAAGCCUCUAGCACCAGCAGCCAAUCUGCCUGUAUAGUUUAAAAAAUUGCGAUGAUUGUAACUGGAAAUGAAAUUCUUGACUGUGUAAUCGAGCAACCCGAAUCGUACUGUCGGUUCUGCUACUUGGACAGGGAUCUAAAGCCCAUUUUCCCCUCCAGCGGAGAGCCUAACCAUCGAAUCAUUGAUUUGCUUCGAAAUUUGGUCAAUAUCACGCUCACCGUAAAGCAGGAUUUUCCUUCGGCAAUCUGCCACCAAUGUCUGGUGAAAUUGGAGGAGUUUUAUGCCUUUCAACAGAAAUGUCAAAUCAUCAGCGAGAAAAUUAGAGAACGAAGGCUUCAAUAUGAAGAAAAAACACUGCCUGUCGUUAAAAAUGAGGUAAUUUAUUCCGAUUUUGAGAAUAAUUUCCAAAACCUGCAUUCAAACCAACUGGUUGUAAAAGAAGAACUAGAUAUAGAUGAUGAGAAUAUAAAAUUUCAAAAUGAGGAAAAAGCACUGUUUAUCGUUGUAGAUGAAACUCCUGUAACUAACUUCGAACAACAGUAUUUCAGUCAAACAGAAGAACAAGUUAUUGAAGAUGACCAUUCUAUUAACUGCGACAGCACCAAUCCUGGAAAAAAUAAGAAACUAGCUGAUCGACAAUUCUUAAAGGCCAAGAGACAAAAGAAAAACGGCACGGCUGGAAAACGUAAAUGCGAAAACCGGGACUACCGUUGCAAAAUUUGUGAUAAGUUCUUCACCGACAAAGAGAGUAUAAAUUUUCACAUGAAGAACCACAUUGAUACGGCGAAUUUACGUUGUUGCAAUUGCUCAAAAACCUGCAAGUCAGUACAUGGAUUGAUACAACACGCUAUCAAAAGCUACAUAUUGAAGUCAUUCCCUUGCCAGUAUUGCGACAUACAUUUUUCAACUAAAAAGAAACUAUUUACUCACGAAUUCGAUUGUGGCAAAAACGCUUCCGGUAAUGAGCCUCCAACUGAUUUAGAUAUUCCGAAAACCGUGAAAUGUGUUCAUUGUCCUUUAAAAAGUUUUGAUAGCGUGCAUAGCCUGCAGGCUCAUAUGCAAAGGCACGAAUCAAAAUUCAACUGCCAAAAAUGUAGUGUGGAUUUGCCUUCGGCUGUGCUUCUGAAAAACCAUUACGAUCGAUACCAUUCGCAAGGCGCAAAGUUGAUAGCUUCCACUGUUACCUGCGAACCAUGUCAACGAACAUUUAUAGAUGCCAGCGCCUUUCGAAGCCAUCAUACCAGAUUCCAUGAGGAUCAACAAGAUCCAAUAUCUCGCAAACUACACCAAGAUAAACCCUAUGAGUGUGAUCAUUGCCGGAAGCGGUUCUGGUCAAUCAAUACAAUUCGCUAUCACAUACUUGUUCAUCGGCAGUAUCGAGAUUGUGAUUUUUGCUGCGAGAGUUUUCGCUCGAAAAAGGAUCUGCGCAAUCACAAGUUGGUCGCCCACCCAGUGGCUUGUGAGUUCUGCUCUCAAUCAUUUUUCUCUGAAAAGGCUCGCCGAUCUCACUCUAACAAGGUUCACGGAAUGCUGCACGUUAGACAGCUGGCUGCUGAUGGUAGUACUAAUAAAGUUACCUAUACCUGGCGCAGGGUUUCAUAUAAAUGUGCAAAGUGUGAGCUGGAGUACAAUAAGUUUCAAAUGUUGAAGGAUCAUUAUAGUAAGAUGCAUAUCGGGUCAAAAUUGGCUAUCAAAUGUAACUACUGCAGUAGAAUCAGUACAUCAAGAAUUGGAUACGUGGGGCAUUUGAUCGGAAACUGCGGAAAAACACCAAAGAAGAUGAGAUAAUCCUUUUUAAAAAUGUAUUUUUUAUAAAUAAAAUUUGGUUCACUAUA
This is a messenger RNA of Topomyia yanbarensis, 1856 nucleotides long. RefSeq names its product zinc finger X-chromosomal protein-like. The transcript is spliced from 2 exons. Gene Ontology annotation, biological process: regulation of transcription by RNA polymerase II. Gene Ontology annotation, cellular component: nucleus. The record is from RefSeq and is a predicted model, not a curated record. The coding region runs from base 73 to 1809 and encodes 578 amino acids. Gene Ontology annotation, molecular function: DNA-binding transcription factor activity; zinc ion binding; RNA polymerase II cis-regulatory region sequence-specific DNA binding. Lineage: Eukaryota; Metazoa; Arthropoda; Insecta; Diptera; Culicidae.